AUGCAUUUCUCUGCUACCGCGAAAAGCUUCGGCUUGCUCACACUGGCUCUCACUCUUCCUGUUGCUGCCCAGAGCACCUUUGAUCUGUUUGCUUAUGGCACCGAUGGAGGAAUCAGUGCCGCCUCGCUGUUCUAUGAGAAUGGCCAUAUCAUGGUGUCCAACCUCACAACCCCCGUUAACCUGACCUCUGUUUACUUCACCAGACAAAGCAACGGCCCGUCAGCGUGGACUGUCCAACCCAACAAGACUGCCAACUCGAAUGCUUCUUUCACCCCUGGCUACGUCGGUCUCAAAGCUUCUACCAACUGCAGCCUGGUCAAAGUUAGCAACGCGACCGACGACGCUCUCGACUUGGUGCUCUUUGGUCAAAGCGUUUUUGCCCGCAUCGGCGACAAGAUGCGGAACCCGUUUUACGGCAUCCCCACAAGCACGACUGGCAUCUGGCAGCUCGUAUGGAGCCCAGAAAACACGCACGCGGACCAGCUGGAGCCUGUCAUUUUACGACUCAUGAGGCCGCCGCGGCCCGAUGGCAGGAACUAA
Messenger RNA from Beauveria bassiana ARSEF 2860, 540 nucleotides. RefSeq lists its product as uncharacterized. Lineage: Eukaryota; Fungi; Ascomycota; Sordariomycetes; Hypocreales; Cordycipitaceae. Bases 1 to 540 code for a protein of 179 amino acids. The transcript is spliced from 3 exons. The record is from RefSeq and is a predicted model, not a curated record.